Messenger RNA from Rhineura floridana, 2598 nucleotides. It is a transcript of the gene LCK, whose product is annotated as LCK proto-oncogene, Src family tyrosine kinase. Gene Ontology annotation, biological process: T cell differentiation; innate immune response; B cell receptor signaling pathway. The record is from RefSeq and is a predicted model, not a curated record. Bases 292 to 1815 code for a protein of 507 amino acids. Gene Ontology annotation, molecular function: signaling receptor binding; non-membrane spanning protein tyrosine kinase activity; ATP binding. Lineage: Eukaryota; Metazoa; Chordata; Lepidosauria; Squamata; Rhineuridae. Gene Ontology annotation, cellular component: extrinsic component of cytoplasmic side of plasma membrane. The transcript is spliced from 14 exons.
GGCAGGAAAUCGGCAGGGAAGGUGGCAAGAGAGAGAGAAGGAGGGGAUGUGUGUUUGUGACCUCCUGAUGUGGAAAGAGCUGUCUGCACUCUAGACAAACUAGGAUUCAGUGUCAAAUGUGAUGAGGAAGCCAUUUCCCUCCCUUUCAAUUUGUGGGAACCAGAGAGAAGCAAGUUUCCAAUAUCCCUGCAAACAGUGAUGCAGAGCCCCAUGCUGAUCUCUAUAUUUGCAAGAGUUGACUCUUCAUUUCUAAUAUUGUCUUGGGCUCCUGUUUGAUGGAACUAGAACAUUAUGGGUUGCUGCUGCAGUGACUAUGAUGAAGGUUGGGACGAGAACAUUGAGAUUUGUGAGAUGUGCCACUACCCUGUUGACCCAGCCACCAAGUCCCAGAGGCUGACUUCAAAUGGUUCCGAGAUGUGCAAUCCACUGAUACCUUGUGAAAUGGUUCCACCUCCCAGUUCACCUCUUCAAGAUAAACUGGUGGUUGCAUUGUACGAUUAUGAAUCAACGCAUGAUGGGGAUCUGGUGCUCCGGAAAGGGGAACAGCUGCGGAUACUGGAAGAGACCGGGGAGUGGUGGAAAGCUGAGUCUCUCAUCACCGGGCGAGUUGGCUGCAUUCCAUGCAACUUUGUUGCCAGGAUGAACACUCUGGAACAAGAGCCCUGGUUUUUCAAAGCUCUCACCAGGAAGGAUGCCGAACGGCUGCUCCUGACCGCGGGGAACACACACGGUGCUUUCCUCAUCCGGGAGAGUGAAUCCACCAAAGGUUCCUUUUCUCUCUCCGUUCGUGACUUUGACCAGAACCAGGGAGAAGUGGUGAAGCACUAUAAGAUCCGCAAUAUGGACAAUGGCGGCUUCUACAUCUCCCCUCGCAUCACCUUUGACAGCCUGCACCAGCUGGUGGAGCAUUAUAUGUGCAACACGGAUGGGCUUUGCACCCGCCUUGGCAAGCCCUGCCAGACCCAGAAGCCGCAGAAGCCUUGGUGGCAGGAUGAGUGGGAGGUGCCUCGGGAGAGCCUCAAGCUGGUGAAGAAACUGGGAGCCGGGCAGUUCGGAGAGGUCUGGAUGGGUUACUAUAAUGGCCACACAAAAGUUGCCGUCAAGAGUCUCAAGCAAGGCAGCAUGUUGCCUGAGGCCUUCCUAGCCGAAGCUAACCUGAUGAAGAAACUGCGGCAUCCGCGGCUUGUGAGGCUCUAUGCCGUGGUCACCCAGAAGCCCAUGUACAUUAUCACGGAGUACAUGGAAAAAGGAAACUUGGUGGAUUUUCUCAAAGCUUCUGAAGGCAUCAAACUGACCAUUUAUAAACUGCUGGAUAUGGCAGCACAGAUAGCAGAAGGAAUGGCCUUCCUCGAGAAGAAGAAUUUUAUCCAUCGGGACCUACGAGCUGCCAACAUCUUGGUGUCAGAGACGCUCUCGUGCAAGAUUGCUGACUUUGGUCUGGCCCGGCUUAUAGAGGAUGACGAGUACACAGCUCAAGAGGGAGCAAAAUUCCCCAUUAAGUGGACAGCCCCAGAGGCCAUUAAUUUUGGGACGUUCACCAUCAAAUCAGACGUUUGGUCAUUCGGGAUCUUGCUCACCGAGAUCAUCACUUAUGGCCGGAUCCCUUACCCAGGAAUGAGCAAUCCAGAGGUCAUCCAGAACUUGGAGCGUGGCUACCGAAUGCUGCCACCUGACAACUGUCCGGAAGAGCUGUACAAGCUGAUGUUGCAGUGCUGGACGGAGAACCCAGAGCAACGGCCCACGUUUGAGUUCCUGAAAGGUGUCUUGGAGGACUUUUUCACUGCCACUGAAGGACAAUAUGAACAGCAGGUGUGAUGAUGGACCACAAAGAAGGAUCCUGAGCAGUAUGAAGAGAUCUGCCCCCUCCACCAGUCAUUUUGUAACAAAAAGCACCUCAUAAACUUUGAGGGGCCUGAGGCACCCAGACCUCCGAUGAAACAGUCCCCUUUGAGAUUUAGAAGCCUUGCCUCCUAAUCCCUGUUGGGGAGAGAUUGGGGUGGCUGCAGGGGAGACAGUUAUUGCUCAUAUUAUUUCACAUUUUCAAGGCUAAAUCCUGGUAACCUGUGACUCAAAGCUGUGACUUCCUUUCACCCUCGUAAUCGAUUCUUAGGUUUUGUUUGUAGUUUUUAAGAAGAGGCUCAGCCCUACCAGGAAGAAAUAAGCAGUGACUGGAGCACCCACCUAAUAAUCUCAUAUGCAGUCAUGUAGUACUGUUUGCUGCCCAGGGCAGAGACCUGCCCACUUUUUUAAAUUUGUUUUGCUUAUGUUACUCUGUAAAGUGCCAUACAUAGUAAUGGUGCUGUAUGAAUAAUUAACAAGCAAAAUAAAAGUACUUAUUAGCAAGAAGGCACUCUGCCUGUGCUCAGAAGCACUUGUUUCUCUCUCUGACUACCAUGGAGCAUGUUCCAAAGCUGAGCACUGGCAAUAAUUACAUGUUCAGGGGUUGAUCCUGGAUGAGCCCCUAGCUCAGUCUAAGGACUCCUGCUCUGGAAUGAGUAGAUAGUAAAGAUACUCUAUUACUGUGCAAAGAAACAGCAGGUUUCACUCUGAAUUUUUGGCUCUUGCAGGAAAAGACAAUGGCAAAGUGCAAUCCAUGUG